Clunio marinus is the source of this 674-nucleotide messenger RNA. Lineage: Eukaryota; Metazoa; Arthropoda; Insecta; Diptera; Chironomidae. The record is from the annotation of a GenBank genome assembly.
AGUUGACGUUCUGAAAUCAAACUGUUUUAAAAGAUGAUUAAGUCUCUUGUGCUUCUAUUGGUUUGUACUUUAGUUCAAUCGCAAACAAUUGGACCUGGAGUGCCUGAUAGCAGAUGCCCUCCUGGAACACCAAAUCCGCCACUUCAUUUAUCUCAUCCGUAUUUUUGUGACGUUUUCUUCACUUGCGUUGGUGGAUUAGCUUUUCCACAACGGUGCCCAUAUGGACAACAUUUUAGCGUGCAAAAAAGUAGAUGUGACUGGCCUGAAGUUGCAAAUUGUGGAGGAAGCUCUCCACCCGGAAUUUGUCCUCCUGGUGACCCAAGACCACCUGUUUUCCUCCCUCAUGAGUACGAUUGUGGACGAUUCUAUCAAUGUGUUUGGGGAGAACCAAUGGAAAUAAAUUGUCCACCUGGAAUGCAUUGGAAUAUAAUAGAUAGUGUGUGCGAUUGGCCAGAACGGGCAAAUUGUAAUUUAACUACUACACGAUAUUGGACAACAACCUCAAGACGUACUACAUCGACAAGAAGAAGAUCAGUUUAAAGAUCCAAAAAUGAUUUUCAUAAAAUAACUGAAGUAUUUAAAUAUCAAAUUUAAUGUACUCGAUCAUUUAAUAUUUUUGUAAAUAAAUCUUAUCAUAUUAUGAUUUUUUUACAAUAAUACUUAACAGAAAAUCA